GCAAAAGACUCGUACCUGAACAAGUACAAAAGAUGCACCAACUCCCUUUCAUGACGGGCCACUGACGCUGCCAGACGACAGCCCUUUAGCCACCGCUCGCCCAAUUCUGUCGAAGCGUCGCGUUUUGUCUCUUCUUUUGUUUUUUUUUCUUCUCUUCGCACCCCUGCAAAUUCGAGGGGGUUUCUGUAAACAACUGUGGUUCUGUCUGAGGUGCCAUACUCCAAUUGACAACGUCAAUAUGGCAAAAGGCCAACACGCAGCCUCUGCCAGGUCAGAAAAGCAUGGCUACGAGUUUUUCGGACCGCCCGGCGCGUUCGUUAUAUCCACUUGCCUCCCAAUCCUCUCCUACGCGUUCGCACUUCUCUGCAACGACAUCACCGGCUGCCCCGCAACAUCGUUGCUGCAUCCGUCGACGCUGACUUUGGAAAAACUCAAGCUUGAGGUGGGAUGGCAGGGCUGGUCUACGAUCUUCACGUGGAAAGCCUUUGUGGCUAACUUGGGCUGGUUUGGCUUAAGUCUGGUGCUGAAUCGAGUGUUGCCUGCCACGGAGGUUGAAGGCACACAAUUGAGAUCAGGCGGUAGACUAAAGUACAGGUUCAACGCAUUCUACUCCGCCGUCUUCAUCAUGUCCGUUCUGGCAGCUGGCACCAUCGCUCAGGGCGCUGAUUUCGUCGUCUGGACAUUCAUCUACGACAAUUUCGUGCCCCUACUCACAUCGAACAUCAUCCUCGCUUAUGUCCUUGCCACGUACUGUUAUCUCGCUAGUUUUGGUGUGAAGCCGGGCAACAAGGACAAUCGCGAGCUAGCGGCGGGCGGGCAUACUGGUAACAUGCUCUACGACUGGUUUAUCGGACGUGAGCUGAAUCCGCGUGUGAGAAUGCCACUGCUAGGAGAGAUCGAUAUCAAGGCCUGGAUGGAGCUCAGACCGGGCUUGCUUGGCUGGAUUGUGCUCGACUGCGCCUUUGUCGCCGCUCAAUACAGACACUAUGGAUAUGUGACCGACUCCAUUAUUAUCGUGACCCUGGCGCAGAGUAUCUACGUCUUUGACGCGCUGUACAUGGAGCCUGCCAUCCUCACCACCAUCGACAUUAUCAGCGAUGGCUUCGGUUUUAUGCUCGCAUUUGGCGACAUCGCAUGGGUGCCCUUCAUCUAUUCUCUGCAGGCACGCUACCUAUCUGUUCAUCCCGUUUGGCUUGGCUGGUGGAACGUGCUGGUCUUCAGCAUUCUAGGUCUGGGUUACUGGAUCUUCCGUUCUACCAACAAUGAGAAGAACCGUUUCAGAACGAAUCCUAAUGACCCUCGCGUCAAGCACCUCAAGUACAUCCAAACAAAAGCGGGCAGUAAAUUGCUCGUGAGUGGCUGGUGGGGCACGGCGCGACAUAUCAACUACCUCGGCGACUGGAUCUUGUCCUGGUCAUACUCGUUGCCUACUGGCAUUGCAGGCUACCAAGUCUACCGUGGCGCCUCGGCCUUGGCUACAAAGGCCGCUGCCGAAAUCAAGUACGGCCAAAGUCUUCCCCCAGGCGGUCACCAGAUGGUAACCGACGAGCUCGUCAUAGUAGCUCCCGGUGACGCCAGAGGUUGGGGUAUGAUUGUUACCUACUUCUUCAUGUUAUAUUUUGCCAUCCUCUUGAUUCACCGCGAGCGCAGGGACGAGGAGAAAUGCAGCAAGAAGUAUGGCGACGACUGGAAGGAGUAUUGCAGGAGGGUGCCAAGCAGAAUCAUACCCUAUAUAUACUGAUUCUUCUGCUCUGCACGUCCUGUUAUGGAGUCGGUGGCUCAUAGCCCAGCUGGAUUCUUGCCAGAGCUUCCGUGCAGAAACGUAUGGUUUUAUUUUUCGGGCUCGUUCCGGCUGCUGUCUACCUCAUUUCUUGGAGAUUGGCGCAGAAGUCUUACUCAGAAUAUUCGAAUUGUAUUCUUUGAUUCAAAGCGCACAUGAAA
This is a messenger RNA of Verruconis gallopava, 1941 nucleotides long. RefSeq lists its product as uncharacterized. The transcript has 3 exons. Gene Ontology annotation, cellular component: endoplasmic reticulum membrane. Lineage: Eukaryota; Fungi; Ascomycota; Dothideomycetes; Venturiales; Sympoventuriaceae. Bases 239 to 1741 code for a protein of 500 amino acids. Gene Ontology annotation, molecular function: Delta14-sterol reductase activity. Gene Ontology annotation, biological process: ergosterol biosynthetic process. The record is from RefSeq and is a predicted model, not a curated record.